This is a messenger RNA of Cylas formicarius (sweet potato weevil), 501 nucleotides long. It is a transcript of the gene SmE, whose product is annotated as probable small nuclear ribonucleoprotein E. The record is from RefSeq and is a predicted model, not a curated record. Lineage: Eukaryota; Metazoa; Arthropoda; Insecta; Coleoptera; Brentidae. The transcript has a single exon. Gene Ontology annotation, molecular function: RNA binding. Gene Ontology annotation, biological process: spliceosomal snRNP assembly; mRNA splicing, via spliceosome. Bases 79 to 369 code for a protein of 96 amino acids. Gene Ontology annotation, cellular component: U1 snRNP; precatalytic spliceosome; U4/U6 x U5 tri-snRNP complex.
GACGCGUUUGUAGCCAUUUUAUUAACCUUAAAUAUCUUGUUUGCCGAAGCGGCUUGGUUUUUAAAGAAAUUAUCGAAAAUGGCAUACAAACCGCAAAAAGUGCAAAAGGUAAUGGUCCAACCGAUCAACCUGAUUUUCCGUUACCUGCAAAAUCGAUCACGAGUGCAAGUUUGGCUCUACGAAAACAUCCGGCUAAGAAUCGAGGGCCACAUCGUUGGGUUCGACGAGUACAUGAACCUGGUGCUGGACGACGCCGAAGAAUACUAUGUGAAGACAAAAAACAGGCGUCCGUUGGGCAGAAUAAUGCUAAAAGGGGAUAAUAUUACUCUUAUACAGAAUGUUAAACCCGAGUCUGGUGGCGGAAAUUAACCUCUAGUUGCGCUAUUUUUUAAGUGAUAAUGUUAAGUUGUAUUUUGUAUGGCGAUUAAUAGACUAGGAAUAAAUCACUUUGAUGACACUUGUUGUCUUAUUGGUAGUGGCGAUUGAAAUAAUCUUUGCACG